AUGCCCCUCUUUUCAUUGGUUUUUGCUUCAAUUUUGGAAGCGUUUGCAGAAACGGAUAUGGUUCAGUUAAAAAAAGAAGCAAAUUUUUGGGCUUCAGGUUUUGCACUCCUUGCUGUUGUUUCUUUCCUUGCAAAUUUAUUUCAAUUAUCGAUGUUCAUGUGGGCAGGAGAACGCCUUACAAAACGUCUUCGAAUUUUAACAUUUGAGGCAUUUUUAAGACAAGAGAUAGGAUAUUUUGAUGAUUCUAAGAAUGGGACCGGUGUUUUAACCUCUAAAUUAGCAGUUGAUGCAACCAGGGUUGAAGGACUUGCCGGUUCUUUAAUGGGAGCAGUUAUUCAAAAUGUUACAAAUGUAGCUGUUGGAUUU
Molecule: messenger RNA, 366 nt
Organism: Dentiscutata erythropus
Lineage: Eukaryota; Fungi; Glomeromycota; Glomeromycetes; Diversisporales; Gigasporaceae
Source: the annotation of a GenBank genome assembly